Micropterus salmoides (largemouth bass) is the source of this 2955-nucleotide messenger RNA. Its product is annotated as GON-4-like protein. The record is from RefSeq and is a predicted model, not a curated record. Gene Ontology annotation, molecular function: transcription coregulator activity. Gene Ontology annotation, cellular component: nucleus. NCBI's taxonomy places the organism in Eukaryota, Metazoa, Chordata, Actinopteri, Centrarchiformes, Centrarchidae. Gene Ontology annotation, biological process: regulation of DNA-templated transcription.
CCCCAAAGUUUUCUGGAUGAGUUUAGAUCCUGCUUCGUGGUACAGGUCCAGCUUGGCCUGGAAACCACAACACAAACCCUUUUCUCCCUCCAGGAGGAGCUGCAGAAGUUCGCCAGACGUCGGGAAGAGGUUUUUCUGCCCAGCUCUUUUAGAGUGUGCAACCUGCGGGGGGCGCUGGAUCUCCUGCAGGAGGUGGAGCAGAGGGCGGAGCCUCCUGCUCCUGCUGCCUCUGGGGCCUCCAGACGCUGGCUCCCCAGGAUGACUCCUGCCACCAACAGCCACGCCUUCCCUCUGAUGCCUGCCGACGCCGCCUGGCUGUUCGCCACCCGACCCAUCUUCCUUUACCCAGAACUACUUCCUGUCUGCAGCCUGGACCCCGCGCUACACACCCGACACCAUCGGAGAGUUUACACUGCAGGAGAGGACGGGUUGAUUGUUCUGGGUUUGAAGCACUUUCAGGGGACGGUCCAGUCGGAUCAGCUGAUCAGCACCUACCUGCUCUGUAAGACUCGAUGGAACUUCAGGAAACACAUCAGAGAAAUGAGCGCCACGAGAGCGCCACACAACAACGUCAUCAAGAUGUUCGUGACGCAGGGAAUCGUCCCCCCGCUGCCGCUCGCCUGCAGCAGGGUUCAGCCAGGAGACCAGCGCCCCCCAGUGGACAGAGACACCUCCACAAUGCCAAACUGGCUCAAGAACAGUCAGCUGAUCAUCCAGAAGACCCAGCAGGGCACCACCUGUUACCCACCCUCCCUCCCCCCAGGAUGCAACCUUAGGCUUCACCCCUACUUUGUCAACAAGUCCCCCCCUCGUCCCCCACACAGACGCUUCUUCACCUUGGCCCACAAUGCAUCUCUGCUGCCACUCGCCAAAGCCCUGGCAGACACACAGGUGGGCAGACAGGUCGACACGCAGCCAAUCAGCUUCCUGUCCCUCCCCCCCUCAGGUACUCCUGCUGUUUCAGGAGCCCUGGCUCAGCCUGCCGCCUGCGGGGCUGUCCCAUUGGCUGCUGUCCCCACCCACCCCGUCAUCCAGUCCUUCUUUCCUAUUGGUCAGAGGACGCAGCAGAGCGUUUCUAGGCAACAAGACAGCGUCCCCUCCUCCUCCCCCUCCCCCCUCAGCAAACCUGACACAACGCAUCCCGUGACGUCUUGCUCAGUUGCCCCCAUAAAGCAGGGGUGCUUCCUCCUCCAGAUGAUGUGGCCGCCGCCCACAGCCCCGCCUACGCUCUCCUCCCAGCAUGCUCUGGGGCAACAGCUCCAUAGACCAAUCAAAGAAGAGCAGGAGUUGGAGCAGACGUCUGCAGAGCCAUGCCUUCCACCAGAGGAGGAGAGACAGGUGGAGGAGGAACGAUCAGCUUCAACAUCAACACUGAGCCCGCUGUCGUCCUGUGCAGGAGAGGAGCAGCAGGAGGAGCCGAAGGAGGAGCAGGAGGAGAACUGGACUGCUCCGGGUGUGGUCAGUUUGAAUGGAGGAGAUAACUCUGGUGGAGAGGAGGAGGAGGGGGUUGAGGGAGGGGGAACAGGAGGCGGAGGAGGUGGGGAGGAAGCAGAGGGGGGGGAGAAGGGGCAGGAGGAGCAGGGAGGAGAGGGGGAAGAUGAGGACGAGGGACAGAGGGAGGAGAAUGGGGGAGGAGAGAGGGAGGAUGAUGGGGAGAAGGAUAAGGAUGAAGAUCAGGACCGGCACGGUGAAGAGGAGGAGGAGGAGGACUUUGAUGACCUCACACAGGAUGAAGACGAGGAGGAAGUGAUGUCAUCAGCGUCGGAGGAGUCGGUGCUCUCUGUUCCAGAGUUACAGGAAACCAUGAAGCAGCUGACGUGGUUGGCGGCGGAGCACCGGCUCUGUGCAGACGGAGACUCGGAGGAGGAUCACUCUCCGACCUCCCCCGGCUCUCAGGAGGAAGAGGAGGAGGAGGAGGAGGAGGAAGAGGAGGGCCGUAAAGACGAGCGGUCAGGAGAGGGCAGGAGCAGUAAUGUGGGACGAGACGAAGAGACGCCGUCAGGAGAGGGAACGCCCAGAGGAGGAGGGAGGUGUCCUGGACGAGGACGAGGUCAGGGCCGACCUCUCCGCGGCCUGAGGAGGAGUCGCCAGGAGCGCCACAGUAAAGACGCCGCCAAACUGUUGCUGCUGUUCGACGAGAACAUCCUGGAGAACGACCCGCACAGAGAGAGCAAAGACGUGGCCUUCGCGCAGAGUUACCUGAACAGGGUGCGCGAGGCGCUGCAGGACGUACCUGAGCAGGUGGAGGAGUUCGUGUCUCUGCUGAACGAGUUUGAGCAGGUGGGAGAAGGACAGGAAGUGAUGAUGUUGUUCAGGAAGCUGCGCUGCAUCCUGGGAGACCGGACAGACCUCCUGAGAGACUUUGCCGCGUUCCUGCAUCCUGAGCAGGCGCUGCUGUGUGGACUGUUCGAGGAGCAGCAGGCGUUUGAACGCAGCCGGCGCUUCCUGCGACAAUUGGAGAUCAGCUUUGGAGAUAAUCCGUCACAUUAUCAGAAGAUCAUCAAAGCUCUGCAGACAGGUCCAGAUCUGAGUCCAACCAGCAUUGACGAGCUGAAAGCUCAGAUGGCCACGCUGCUAAAAGGCCACACCCAUCUACAAGCUGAAUUCUGGGUAUUUUUUGACGAGCUCCGCCCACCUCCAGCCCGCCCGGGACAGUUUGAAGAAGCUCAUUGGCCAGAGGAGGGAGGGGGCGGGACAGACAGUGGAGAGGUAGGCCAGGCAUCAGGAGGCGGAGCCAGCAGCGGCUUUGAAGAGGUGACUCUCCCAGAGCUCGAAGAGGAAGAAGAGGGGCAUAAGAUCCAACCAAUGACGAGUCGGCGCCGGAGGAGGAAGAUGGAUGGCCACAGAACCUACAAGGACUGUGAUUGGUCGGAUAAAGAUUGGCCUUGCCUCUGCAGAGACGCGAAGAUCCGCAGGCACAGACGGAAAGGGUGCUCCCGCUGCCAUGGCAACAAG